Molecule: messenger RNA, 4802 nt
Organism: Coccidioides immitis RS
Lineage: Eukaryota; Fungi; Ascomycota; Eurotiomycetes; Onygenales; Onygenaceae
Exons: 3
Coding region: 1-4665 (1554 amino acids)
Cellular component (GO): cytoplasm; nucleus
Molecular function (GO): protein binding
Source: RefSeq, a predicted model, not a curated record
AUGAAUAAUCAUACGUUUUCCAGCCGUAAGCGCCUCGAGGAAUUGGCUGCAAGCGUGGGUGUUUCUAUGAGCAAUUAUCUCCCAAUCCUCAAGAGAAACGCCAUUUCUUCUUUUAGCCAUCAGGAUAAGGAAGCGGCUGAGAGCCUUGCAACACGCAAAAGAUUGGAAACUUUCUCGUCGAAGUCACAUAUCUUCCGACGCACCCCAAGCCAACGCAAUUUCAAGAAACAGGAGCUCUAUGUCGCGAUCGAGACCGUCAUCAGGGAAAACGGACCCGUCGGUGUUCUGGAAUGUUUAGUGACGCAAGCCAAAGAUGCAAAGUCUAAAAAGAACAUAUUCAAAACCGAUACCCAGGAGUUCCACGUGGGCCCGCUUCUGGAGCUUGCAAUAGGACAUCGACGGGCCGAUAUGGUAUCAAUACUGGCUCCUCAAGCGGAUCCGGCGUCUGUGAAUAGUUGCCUUCGAUGUGCAACCGCAUCUGCCAAUCUAGAUUGUGUCAAGGCCCUUCUUGAAAACGGGGCAGAUCCAAAUUCUUGCCAAGAAGAGUUCAUUGAAAAUAUAACCAGUGGAAACAUUCCUCUCGUGAAACUUUUACUAAGAGCAGAGAAACGGCUUAACAUUUCGUGUCUUGAUGAAGCCCUUCCGAUAGUGGUAUCGAAAGGACCGCUUCAGCUUGUUAUUAUCCUUCUUCAGCAAGGUGCCAAUGCGGAUUCAGCUGGACUCUUCGAAUCUGUUGUUGAGGGUGGAAGGAUUGAUCUUAUCGCCGCCUUUGUCUCAGCUAAGCGGCCUCCGUCACCAGCAUCUCUCAGCCGCGCUCUCGGAGUCGUUCUCCGUGGGUCAACAGUAGUGACGGAAGAACAACGUUUGAUCAUCGAAAUGCUUCUUUGCGCCGGCGCAUCUGGAGAGAACGUCAACAAGAUCCUAAUGCGAUCAAUCUCUACGAAUGAUGGGAACCUCGCUUCCACGGUGGUUUCGUAUCGCGAGGUGAUCUCAUAUGAUCCUUCGGACGCAAUAAUUGAAGCCGUAAAGAAGAAUGACAUGGAGAUCUUAAGCAUUAUUUUCAAUGGAAAACUUGACAGCGACUGCGCGUCUGCUCUAUUGGCCAAGUUUUCUAAAGUGUCGGUGACUUUGGCGUCAUCGAGAAAGCUUUGGAUAGUGUCAACCUUAGUUAAAUACGGGGCUACUGGCAGCACUUCGUCUUGCCAUGUCCUCAAAAAAAAUCUUCAAAUCUUCAAGAAACUCCUUGGCGGGAAACCAUCUCAACCCUCCUUUUCGCUAUGCUUUCGCUUGUUACCAACAUUACCCCCAAAUUUACAGCUGGAUUUGGCGUCAGAACUAUUAGCUGCUGGGGCCCAAGGUCAAGAGGUCGACAAGACGCUCGCAAGGGUGUUUUCUGACAACGUUACACUCGAACGACACCAGUUCCUUGAGUUACUCGUGAGACAUGGCGCGGAUGUUAACAUCAAGGAUGGUUAUUGUUUCCAAGAAGCAGCAAGAUUGGGAGACAUCGUUUCUCUAAGCAUCUUACUCAAAGGCAGUCUAAGCGAGUUAUCACUUUGCAGAGCUCUCACUCCGGCAAGCAAACUAUCUCCCAAAGAACUACGGUUCACUAUCGUGGAUUUGCUUCUGUCAGCAGGCGCUCGUGGACCAAUAGUGGAUGCGCAAUUGGUUGAGCUAGUUCAGGAAAUUCCUGUCGAUAUCGUUUUGAUUAGUCUAGUUCUCGAGAAAGGGGAAGCAAAUAUCAACAUGGAUGGUGGUAAGCCUGUGCAUCAUGCGUGCCGGAAGGCAGAUUAUAAACUCCUGGAGCUUCUGCUGCAGUAUCGGCCGACAACAAAGACCCUGGACGCGGCUUUCCUUACAGCGACCUCUUUGGAAGACCCUGCCGUUCGUUAUGAGAUAUGUCAUAAGCUCCUCAAUGCUGGUGUAAAAGGAGCAAUGCUGGACAAGUCAUUAAUCUGUGAACAGCAAUCUCCGUCAAGCAACAUGAGUUUACUGGAGCUACUCAUCGAUCAUGGGGCGAAUAUUAAUUUUAACAACGGUGCUGCUAUUCGAAAUGCUAUAAAGCAGUCUGAUGAGCAGCAGCUUGUGCUUUUCGCAUCUAGAAUGCCUUCACGCCAGACAGUAAUGGGUGGCCUGGAAUUAUUGCUCCGUACUAAUACCGUCAAGAGGUACGAGAUGGCCAAUAUUUUGUUGAAUGCAACAGAUAUCUCCGUAUCCGAGGCUUUGAAUCCCAUGCUCCCGGAAGUGAUCAGAUUAGAUAUUCGGAAUCAUCGCCUUCUGAAGCUUUUUAUUCAGCACGGGGCUUCGGUAGAUUAUCAGCAGGGUAUGGCGAUACGCAAAUCGAUCGACAAUGAUUAUAUCGAUGCUUGUGAAUUAUUACUGGGUCAACCUGUCUCUUCGGACACACUUGAAACUGUUUUUGGGUCUUGUUUGGCGAUUGAAGGUCCACGACGUGUUCAAUACACAAAGUUGGUCCUCCAAGCCGGUUUUGAUGGACGAUGUGUAGAUGAAGCACUCCUUAAGAUUGUCCAAGAAAAGCCCUGUGACAUGGAUAUGGUCAUACUUCUCUUAGCGCAUGGCGCUUCGGUCCACUUUGCGAAUAGUCAAUGCAUUGUUCACGCGGCUCUGUCUCGGGAUGAUUUAAUCCUGAGAAUCAUUCUAGAAUCCGUUUCAGAUAAAAUAGCUGUGACAUAUGCGUUUGGAAAGACAAUAUCGGCCGGUAUAACUUGGCUUUCAGCUUCUGGUUUACCAACCAUCGAAUUGUUACUACGCCAUGGUGCAACCGGGGAGGCACUCAAUCUGGCCCUAAUCGCGGCAGUUGGAAAUGCAGCAAUGAACCCCGAGGUGGCAAAGUUUGUAGACCUUUUCCUUGAAUUUGGAGCUAGGGCCGAUUACCAUGAUGGUCGUGCACUGAGAGCUGCGAUUUCAAAAGGCCAAAUUUCGCUGACCAAAAAGAUUAUGGAUACAUGCCCUUCGAGCAAGAGUCUUGCAAUCGGACUCACAUGUGUUUUUAGUUCUGACCUCUCUGAGGAUGUGAGUUUGAAAUUGAUUGAAAUUCUCACUCAAAAUCAGGCCGACGUUGAUGCCGUGGACACUUUGUGGUGUUCUGAUGGAUUGCAAAAAGAAUCUCCCGUUCUUCUAUGCCUUCAAAAAUGGCCACGGGGAACGAAGAUCCUGGAAAAGCUUCUGCAGAGCGGCAUGAACGUAAACCAGAUAACCUCUUAUACGAUUGAGAAUGAUCAUGGACUGGAACAUGUUUCUCUUCUUUUAUGGGCGUUGUUGCAACCAAAACAGCGUAUAAGUUCAUACGCGAUUGAGUGUCUACUGAAGCAUGGAGCGGACCCCAACUUUCAAUCUACAGGGUCUUGGAAGUCCCCUCUCCUCAUAGCAUCAAUCGAAAGAACCCCUGAUGUUGUUUUACAGCUUAUCCAUCAUGGCGCAGAUGUUUCGAGGGGCGACGCGGCUGGAAAGACUCCACUCUUUUACGCUAGUAGACGUAACCAGAUUGAUAUAAUACGCCAUCUUAUCGACGCUGGCGCUACUGUCGAUGAUGGGAGUCUCCAUGAAGCGGCACAGGCCUUGAGCCCCGAUGCUGUUCAACUCCUUAUUUCUUAUGGACAUGAUCCCAACUUUCCAUCAAUGUUACACGAUGGUCGAUGUGCACUAGCAAACUUGAGUCUCCACGCCUCUGAUGCUAGGUUGCCUGUUUCUGGAAUCAGGAAGACCAUUGACGCUCUAAUUGCUGGCAAAGCAGACCUAAGAGCACAGAGUCAGGGAAAAUCUCUCCUUUUCCAUGCAUUGGAUAAUCUAGGAGCCUGUGUCCAUGUCACGACGGCCCUGCUGGCAAGUGGAAUGUGGAAACUAAUUAAUGACAGCUGCAAUAUCUUUACCAGCAAUAACUAUGUCUACUCACCCUCGAUGUACAUCAAGAAGAACCUCCAAAGCAGCCCAAGAGAGCUUGGUCCACAGCUUCUUCAUAUCCUGAAGGCCCACAAUUGUAGGGAUGUGUACUAUCGGCUCACUAGCCCUCAACCGCCAGACAUGGUUAACGCCCCGCCAGAAAUUAUGGCAGAGGAAAGCCGAAGACAGGCCCGAGUCAAACGUCUCCAGGAUCAAGAAGAAGAACACCAAAUGCAGCUCAGACAAAAUGAGGACCUUGCAAAUCAGCAAGACAUACUGAUGACGCGAACACACAAUCUGCGGAUUCAACACGAUCGCGAGCUUGCAGACGAACGAGAGGCAAACGCUGAGCGCUUUGCAAAACAACAGCUUCGUCUUGAUGCCGAAUCUGCAGCGCAACGGUCUCGCCUUGCACAACAAAAUCGUAUGCUAGAAUUUGAACACACGAAGACCCUUAGCCAACUUCGCCUGCAGGCACUCGAACAGCAAGGCCGGCUGCAAAUUGCGAAUGCGCAAGAAGUUGCACGGAUAGAACAGGAACUGGUCGAUAAGAAACUGACCACGGAGAUUCAACGAAUUAGAGAGCUCGAAGCUGCUAAUGACAGGCAGUACAAGAGAGAUGCUGAUAUUCUUUGUAGGCAGGAAAGGCUAUGGGCAGAAAGGAAAGGGAUAAUGAGUGAAGAUAGGGGAAUCACUCCUGGGAAUGCGAGUGGCACGAUGUCCCCAGUGAAGGGGCUAACCUAUCAGGGUGCAGAAUUGGAUUAGCUGAGCAAACUCCAGGCAGCAUCCUUGUUUCAAUGGUGAUAUCGUAUUGAGCAGGUUUCCUAGAAGUGGUAAUUUAGUGCGGAAUACGGAGUACUUUCGUUGAUCUUGCAGCCAUUGAACAUUAUUGAUCAUAUCAA